Messenger RNA from Tachyglossus aculeatus (Australian echidna), 1501 nucleotides. RefSeq names its product Fc fragment of IgG receptor and transporter (gene FCGRT). The coding region runs from base 253 to 1407 and encodes 384 amino acids. Lineage: Eukaryota; Metazoa; Chordata; Mammalia; Monotremata; Tachyglossidae. Gene Ontology annotation, cellular component: external side of plasma membrane. Gene Ontology annotation, biological process: immune response. The transcript is spliced from 7 exons. The record is from RefSeq and is a predicted model, not a curated record.
UGGCCCUGCCCUGCCCUGCCCCCGGGGAGCCGUCCAAACCGGAGGCAGGGGCCUGGUCACGGUGACCCCGGGGCCCGGGGCGGACGCCAGCCCGGAAGGGGCCCGGCCCGGCCCGGCCCGGCCCGGCCCGUCCCGGCGGAAAGGGGCCGGGGGCAGGCCGGACACAGAAAGAGGAAGCGGCCGGAGCCGGCUGGGGGGCCGCAGCCCACACUUGGAAGCCCUCGGAGGGGGCCGCGGCGCCUCGCCUUCGACAUGACGGGCCCCCGAGGCCCCGUGCGGAGCCCCUGUCUCCUCCUCCUGCUCUUCCUCCUCCUCCUCUUCAUCCUCCGCCUGCCCCUGGCCUUGGGGUCUGCAGCCCUAUGGUCUCUCCACUAUCACUUCACGGCCCUGAGCCAACCAGGCCCGGGGCUCCCCCGCUUCUGGGCCUCGGCCUUCCUGGGAGAGGAACUGGUGGUGACGUUCAAAGCAGCCGGCCCCGAGGGCCAGGAAGGCCAGGCCGAGGCCCAGGGGCCCUGGAAAUUUGAACUCCUCCCUCCCUGGACCUGGGAGCAAGAGACCAAGGAUUUCCGGAGCCGCCAGGCGGAGAUGGAGAAGGCCCUGGCCGCCAUCGUGGAGCAAGCCCCGCCUGGAAUCAGAAACGGGGGGUCGCGCACGCUCCAGGGCCUGGUCAGCUGUGUGCUCCGAAAGGACAACAAAACCGAGGGCGUCUCCCGCUUCGGCCUGGAUGGGCGCGACCUGCUUUCCUUGGACCACCUGACGACCCCUGGGGCCGCCACCUGGGUGGGGGCCGGGCCCGAGGCCGACAGCGUCCGGAAAGCCUGGGGGCCUCGGCAGGCUGAGAAGGAGGUGGGCUUCCUGCAGGUGAUGUGCCUCAAGCGCCUGCAGAACCACCUGAAAACCGGCCGGGGGAACUUGGCGUGGACAGAGGCUCCCAUGGUCCGCAAGUCCACCCGCCGCUCCCCGGGCCAGAACACCACGCUCCUGUGCCGGGCCUUCACCUUCCACCCUCCCGACCUCCGCCUCUCCUGGCUGCGGGACGGCGCGGUGCUGCCGGGGGAGGCCCGUCCCCAGGCCCCCCUCCCCAGUGGGGAUGGAACUUUCCAGACCUGGGAGGUCCUGAAAGUCCCCGAGGGACAGGAGUGGAGAUACGCCUGUCGCGUGGAGCAUCAGGGCCUGGCCCAACCUCUUAUCCUCACAUGGGAGCAACCAGGCCCUUCCCUGGCCUGGCUUGGCUUCAUCGUGGCCUCCGUCCUGAUCCUGGCUGCGGGGACGGCGGGAUUCCUGGUGUGGAGGAGAAGGAAGCUGGGACCCCCAGCCCUGUGGCUCCGCCUGCGCGGAGAGGACACCGGCUCCCUGCUGCCCGAUCCCGCCACCUCCGACUCGGACGUGCCCCCGGCCGCCACCUGACGCCCCCCGGCCCCUCCCUGCCGGUCCCGGGGAUCCCCCGGCUCCCCUGCCCGGUGUGUCCUUCUCGGUUUAUUGAACCCACAGUGUCUCUUUU